Mandrillus leucophaeus (drill) is the source of this 2327-nucleotide messenger RNA. RefSeq names its product dymeclin (gene DYM). Lineage: Eukaryota; Metazoa; Chordata; Mammalia; Primates; Cercopithecidae. The coding region runs from base 65 to 2074 and encodes 669 amino acids. The record is from RefSeq and is a predicted model, not a curated record. Gene Ontology annotation, cellular component: Golgi apparatus. The transcript has 17 exons. Gene Ontology annotation, biological process: Golgi organization.
GGCUAAGACAGGUUGUCUUGUGGAAAUGCAGGUUUAAGGACAAGUUAUCUGCUUAAGGUAGAAGAUGGGAUCAAAUAGCAGCAGAAUCAGCGAUCUUCCUAAAAAUGAAUACUUGAAAAAGUUAUCAGGCACGGAAUCUGUCUCUGAGAAUGACCCGUUCUGGAAUCAGCUUCUCUCGUUUUCUUUCCCUGCACCAACUAGCAGUACUGAGUUGAAACUCUUGGAGGAAGCAACCAUUUCAGUCUGCAGGUCGUUAGUUGAAAACAAUCCUCGAACAGGAAAUCUUGGUGCACUGAUUAAGGUCUUCCUUUCUAGAACCAAAGAACUAAAACUCUCAGCAGAAUGUCAGAACCACAUCUUCAUUUGGCAGACACACAAUGCUUUGUUUAUUAUUUGCUGUUUGCUGAAAGUGUUCAUCUGUCAGAUGUCGGAAGAGGAAUUACAACUUCAUUUUACUUAUGAAGAAAAAUCUCCUGGCAAUUACAGUUCUGACUCAGAAGAUCUUUUGGAAGAAUUGCUGUGCUGUUUGAUGCAGUUAAUCACUGAUAUUCCACUCUUAGAUAUUACAUAUGAAAUAUCAGUAGAAGCUAUAUCAACAAUGGUUGUUUUCCUUUCCUGCCAGCUCUUCCACAAAGAAGUUUUGCGACAGAGCAUCAGCCACAAGUAUUUGAUGCGAGGUCCAUGUCUUCCAUACACCAGCAAACUUGUGAAGACCUUAUUAUAUAACUUUAUCAGACAAGAAAAGCCACCUCCUCCAGGAACCCAUGUUUUCCCUCAGCAGUCGGAUGGGGGAGGACUGCUUUAUGGACUUGCAUCAGGAGUAGCAACAGGACUCUGGACUGUCUUCACGCUAGGUGGUGUGGGCAGCAAAGCGACUGCCUCUCCAGAGCUUUCUUCCCCUCUGGCCAACCAGAGUCUCCUGCUUCUGCUGGUGUUGGCCAAUCUGACAGAUGCCUCAGAUGCGCCAAACCCCUACAGACAAGCCAUUAUGUCCUUCAAGAACACACAAGAUAGCAGUCCUUUCCCCUCAUCAAUUCCACAUGCCUUCCAGAUCAACUUUAAUAGUUUGUACACAGCUCUUUGUGAACAGCAGACAUCUGAUCAAGCAACUCUCCUCUUGUAUACCUUGCUUCAUCAAAAUAGUAAUAUUAGAACAUACAUGUUGGCUCGCACAGACAUGGAAAAUCUUGUUUUGCCUAUUCUUGAGAUUCUGUAUCAUGUUGAAGAAAGGAAUUCACACCAUGUGUAUAUGGCCCUUAUAAUAUUGUUGAUCCUUACGGAAGAUGAUGGCUUCAACAGAUCCAUUCAUGAAGUGAUACUAAAAAAUAUUACUUGGUAUUCAGAACGAGUUUUAACUGAAAUCUCCUUGGGGAGUCUCCUGAUCCUGGUCGUAAUAAGAACCAUUCAAUACAACAUGACUAGGACAAGAGACAAGUACCUUCACACGAAUUGUUUGGCAGCUUUAGCAAAUAUGUCGGCGCAGUUUCGUUCUCUCCAUCAGUAUGCUGCCCAGAGGAUCAUCAGUUUAUUUUCUUUGCUGUCUAAAAAACACAACAAAGUUCUGGAACAAGCCACACAGUCCUUGAGAGGUUCGCUGAGUUCUAAUGAUGUUCCUCUACCAGAUUAUGCACAAGACCUAAAUGUCAUUGAAGAAGUGAUUCGAAUGAUGUUAGAGAUCAUCAACUCCUGCCUGACAAAUUCCCUUCACCACAACCCAAACUUGGUAUACGCCCUGCUCUACAAACGCGAUCUCUUCGAACAAUUUCGAACUCAUCCUUCAUUUCAGGAUAUAAUGCAAAAUAUUGAUCUGGUGAUCACAUUCUUUAGCUCAAGGUUGCUGCAAGCUGGAGCUGAGCUGUCAGUGGAACGGGUCCUGGAAAUCAUUAAGCAAGGCGUCAUUGCGCUGCCCAAAGACAGACUGAAGAAAUUUCCAGAAUUGAAAUUCAAAUAUGUGGAAGAGGAGCAGCCUGAGGAGUUUUUUAUCCCCUACGUCUGGUCUCUUGUCUACAACUCAGCAGUCGGCCUGUACUGGAACCCACAGGACAUCCAGCUGUUCACCAUGGAUUCCGACUGAGGGCAGGAUGCGCUCCCACCCGGACCCCUCCAGCCAAGCAGCCCUUCAAGUUGUUUUAUUUCUGGGUAACAGAAGUAGACAGACAGAUUACUUGGUGUAUCUUCUGUUAAAGAGGAUUGCACAAGUGUGUUUUCCUCACACACUUUGAUUUGGAGAAUUGGUGCCAGUUGGCAAUAGAUCACUCAGCGUAGAUAGUAGUGCAAAAAGGGGAGGAAAUACACAACUAUAAUAAAUGUAAAAACCUGUUAUUCAA